Molecule: messenger RNA, 1501 nt
Organism: Galendromus occidentalis (western predatory mite)
Lineage: Eukaryota; Metazoa; Arthropoda; Arachnida; Mesostigmata; Phytoseiidae
Exons: 5
Coding region: 139-798 (219 amino acids)
Source: RefSeq, a predicted model, not a curated record
GCGGACAAGUUUGAACUCCGCUCCCGCGAUCACCCUACUGCCCGACCCAGCCGCAAGGACCAUCGCAUUCAGAGUUGCGAACCGAACGAAAAGCCUCUUCUAGUUGAAACUCUCAGCUAGUUGAGAAAGCCAAGCAGGAUGCUAUCGUCCGCAACGGUCGCCAGUGUCCUUCUUGCUUUGUUGAUUUCCCACGACUAUGCUUCUUGCCAGGAGGACAAACGACAAGACUUGCUGCCCUUCCCACGUAUCGGCAAACGGCAAGGACUCAUUCCGUUUCCGAGGAUAGGCCGCUCCGUCGCGUCGUUUGCGCCUAGCGGCGAGGAUCAGCUUGUGAAUAGUCCAGACGAUGAGGAGAACUGGGAGGGUGCUAUCGACGUCGGCUACAUGUUAGUUCCCGAUUACCUGAAACGCGGGGGGCACAGUGCAUUCACCCCGAGAAUCGGCCGCAAAAAGCGAUCGCUCGACUCAAACUCAAUGAUCGGAGUGCAUCAGAUGAGACGUCUGUUCCCCGAAGAGUUCCAGGCCCUGUUCCAGAGAACGAUGCGUCAGCUCAUCCCAAGUCCACGCAUCGGCCGCGCGGACGCUUUCGUGCCAAGGCUCGGAAAGAAGAGCAUGAGCCAAGCGGGAUCAGCGCCUUCAGGCUACGAAGAUGAAGAUAAUGAUUUCAUGGUGAAGCGAGCGCCCGCCUUCACCCCGAGAAUCGGGAGAGCCGCAUUCACGCCUCGCAUCGGCAGGUCCGACGGGAACGUUGGGCAGAUGCGCACAUUGAGAACUUUCACUCCGAGAAUCGGAAAGUAGAGCUCAAAGACAUGGAUCGUCAAGCGUCAAUGAGCUCUAUCGAAGCAAACGAAACAGUACAAGGGAGAGGAUGCAAGCCUGAGGCCACGAGCCUACCCGAAUGCACGAUUCUGCAUAUCGGAAAAAAACACACAAAAAAUUACAGUUAUUCAAGUAGGAAUACAUCUUCUCCAUCUCAAUACGGGUGCCACAGACGAACGAAGACUCUCGUUCGGCUUCACCCGAACCGAACUAAGCGGAGAGUUCACUGCAACGACUUCUCUUCUCGAGGAAUAAAACGGCAUGAAAAGACAGAGGACACAACUGUCGAAAAAGUAUAAAAUGUAUCUCUGUAGGCAGCGGACGGAGCGGCGAAAGCAGCAGCAGCCACAGCAGCAGCGACGACAUUCAGGUCUACUCAUCGCCACAUAUCCUAGAUCUGAGUGAUUAGCAUAGACUGAUGAUCGCAGACUUCACAGUGCAGUGCCGCAGCGUGUCCCGGAAUCGGAUGCUUUUCAAAAAGGAACUUCAUCAUUUACACUCCAAGUCGCGUCCGAUCCGAUCACCGGACGGUCUUUUCCGACGGAAUCGCCCGUCACCUAUAUCGUAGGUGGAGGUAUUCGAGCAUAGGAUACUGCGAAUGAAGCGGAAGAGAGGGUAACCUCAUUCGGAGCCGACUAUCGAACCCAAUAAAGCAAUCGCGGGAAACGCUUGAGCUUCCAAA